Molecule: messenger RNA, 8568 nt
Organism: Erinaceus europaeus (western European hedgehog)
Lineage: Eukaryota; Metazoa; Chordata; Mammalia; Eulipotyphla; Erinaceidae
Gene: FAM171B
Product: family with sequence similarity 171 member B
Exons: 8
Coding region: 437-2755 (772 amino acids)
Source: RefSeq, a predicted model, not a curated record
UGGCCACCAAAGGAUAGAAACCUCAGCAGCAUUCCUUUCCUCUUGAUCUGCAGUUAGGGUUUUGGAGCUAUUUCCAUUUUCUCUAUUAUUCUCUCCAGGAGCAGAAAAUGCAGCAGAAACAGUUUGAUGAGACUAAUAGAGGCCCUGUGCAUUCAGCCUCCUCCCGAUAGUGCCCUCUCAUACGGGGAGGCAGAGCUGGGACAGGACACUGACGUUUAGUGUGAAUGACCUCAUACUGGCAUUUCUUCUUUAAAUAAUUCUUAGCUCAUAUAGUUUAUUUUUGUUUAACCAACCCCCCCCCCCCCCACACACACACAUACACCAUAACCAGUUCAUGGUAAAAAUUUCAAGCAGUGGUAAAAAGGUAAAGUCACAAAAUUAGUGGGAAGACAGCUGCUUUUCUGAUCUUUGAUGUUUACACUUACUAAAUAGGAUAAUGAAAGCAUGCAAGGACACAGGUUUGAGUCCCUGCUCCCCACCUGCAGUGGGGACCUUCAUGAGCAGUGAAGCAGUGUCUGUAUUUAUGCUGAAAGUCCAGGUGAAUGAUGUCAUCAGUCGUCAGUACCUGAGUCAAGCAGUGGUAGACGUGUUUGUCAACUACACGAAGACAAAUUCCACAGUAACUAAAAAUAAUGGAGCAGUGUUGAUAAGAGUCCCCUAUAAGUUAGGACUCAGCUUCACCAUUGUCGCUCACAAGGAUGGCUACUUGUUGACACCUUUGCCUUGGAAGAACGGGAGAAUGCCAAUAUAUUCAUCAGUUACACUUUCACUGUUCCCGCAAAGACAAGCAAAUAUAUGGCUAUUUGAAGAUACCGUUUUAAUUACUGGAAAAUUAGCUGAUGCCAAAUCACAACCAAGCGUUCAGUUUUCAAAAGCUUUAAUUAAGCUACCCGACAACCAUCACAUCACCAACAUAACCGGCUAUCUCACAGUUCUACAACAGCUUCUGAAAGUGGACAAUUUUCUGCAUACAACUGGAAUAACUCUCAAUGAAUCAGGUUUUGAAAGCAUUGAAUUGAUUCCUCUUGCUGCAAUAUGUGUGAAAAUAUAUUCUGGAGGAAAGGAAAUAAUGGUGGAUGGCUCUAUUCAAGUUUCUCUGCCCCUUCUGCCUACGAAUGACAUCAGUGCAGGAGAUCACAUUCCUGCUUGGACAUUUGAUAUGGACAUGGGUGCUUGGGUAAAUCAUGGACAGGGAUUUGUCAAGGCAUAUAACAGUCAUUUAAUAUGGACAUAUGAUGCUCCACAUCUGGGCUACUGGAUAGCAGCUCCACUUCCAGGAACAAGAGGUUCAGGUGUAAAUGGAGAUACGAAGGAUAUAACUGCCUACCACACAGUGUUUCUGACAGCCAUAUUAGGAGGAACAAUAGUCAUUGUCAUUGGAUUUUUGACUGUACUGCUUUGUUAUUGCAGGGAUAAGUGUGGUACUCCACAGAAAAGAGAAAGAAAUAUCACUAAACUUGAGGUUCUCAAGAGAGACCAGACAACUUCAACAACACACAUAAACCACAUCAGUUCAGUGAAAGUUGCAUUAAAAGCAGAAGAUAAGUCACAAUUAUUCAAUGCCAAAAACUCUUCAUACAGCCCCCAAAGAAAAGAAACAUCAAAGGCAGAAGCAGAAGAAAGAGUUUCCAUGGUUAAAACUCGGGACCAUUUUAAAAUCUAUAAUGAAGAUGUUUCAUUUGUGUCAGUCAGUCAAAAUAAUUACUCAAGAAACCUAGCACAGUCUUUGGAGCCCAACAUGGGGCCUAAACAACCUAAACAUAUUAACAGAAAUCUAGUCUCAUCUCUUGGUGACACUCAGGAGGACAAAGGGUGUCUCCCAAGUAAUGAAGAGGUAUAUGGCCGGUCCCACAUUCCUGAACAGCUCAUGCAUAUCUACAGCCAGCCCAUUGCCAUCCUUCAAACUUCUGAUCUUUUCUCCACUCCAGAGCAGUUACACACUGCAAAGUCAGCGACUUUGCCAAGAAAGGGACAGUUAGUCUAUGGGCAAUUGAUAGAACCAGUCAACAGAGAGAACUUUACACAGACAUUGCCCAAAAUGCCAAUGCAUACUCACACACAACCCCCAGAUGCCAGGGAAGAGAAUAUUCCACUGGAAGGUCAACAGAGCUUGCCAUCUCAAACUUCAGAUUGGAGCCGCUAUUCGAACAGUUUACUGGAAUCUGUCUCUGUUCCUGGAACACUCAAUGAAGCUGUUGUAAUGACUCCCUUUUCCUCAGAACUUCAAGGAAUUUCAGAGCAGACACUCCUGGAGCUGUCCAAAGGAAAGCCCUCCCCUCAUCCCAGAGCUUGGUUUGUGUCCCUUGAUGGGAAACCAGUUGCACAAGUGAGACAUUCCUUUAUAGACUUGAAAAGGGGCAAGAGAACCCAGAGUAAUGACACAAGUCUAGACUCUGGGGUAGACAUGAAUGAACUGCACUCAAGUAGGAAACUGGAGAGGGAGAAAACAUUCAUCAAAAGCAUGCAUCAGCCCAAGAUUCUCUAUCUUGAAGAUUUAGACCUGAGCAGUAGUGAGAGUGGAACCACCGUGUGUUCGCCUGAGGACCCAGCCUUACGUCAUAUCCUUGACGGAGGGGGCGGAGCUAUCCUGGAGCAUCCUGGGGAAGAGUCCCCAGGAAGAAAAAGCAACCUUGAAGAUUUUGAAGUCAGUACAUCACCUACAAGAAAACGGGGCAGACCCUCCCUAGCCAAAAGAGAUAGCAAGACUAACAUCUGGAAGAAGCGAGAAGAACGUCCUCUGAUUCCCAUAAAUUAACAACAUGUGUGGCUGUGUCUCUGGAGUGUCGUCCUGUUGAGUCUUGCUUCUUGUGAAUUGCGGUAUAAACUUCUUAAGAAGUAGAGGUUGAGCAAUCUCAUGGUUCCUGGACAUGUCUCAAGCAGAGUAAAUAGUAAAAUGGUAGUUCAGUCAUGGAAAAGAUACCGAGAGCAUUUUUCUGGUCUGUUUCAUUUUGGGUUGUAAAAUUUGAAGCAUCUAAGAGCAUCACAUCUAAAAGAGUUUAAAGAUAUUAGUUAUCUAAAAGUUUUGCUCAUGUAGCCAAUGUAACCCUGACUCCUACAACAAACAUAGCCCUUCCCUAAAGCUUCUUCCCCGAACGUUUUCUCAGCUUUGAUGGCUCACCUGUAAAACACUUAGGAGUGAAGCUGUGUGUUUUAGGCAUCCUGUUGUGAAAUGUUGCUUUUAUAUUUCUCCCUUAUCCAUACAUGAACCACUAUAUGUUCUGAACUGGUAUUACUCUAGAAUUUAAAUGCCAAACUUUUUUUUGUUUGUUUUUCAUGAUAAACGUGUGUAACAUCCCAAAAGUAAAUUUCAUGCUUUUGUAAGGUAGACAAGAAGCUACUUGACUGUUAGAGAGGGAAGCACCAGCUUUUGGGUUGGCUUUGGCUAUAACUUAAUAGGAUAAAUGGAAGUUAUUAGUUACUUAGAAAUUAAUGCCCUGAUUUUUUUUUUUAAUACAAUGCCAGAGAUUGGAUGGAGGGUCUUACUGCUCUUCUGCUGAUGCAGCUAAACUUUCCUGGCUCACUUUUAAUGUAAUGUUAUUAUUUUAUUUUAUUUUAUUUAUUCAGAGAGAGAGAGAGAGACCACCCAUAGCACUGAAGUGUCCAUUAAUGCAGUGGGGGCCACACUGAAACCUGGGUCACAUACAUGAAAAGUGUACACUCGCAAAGUGCCACAGCCUUCAGUUGUUAGGGAGGGAGAGACACCAAAGCACAGCUCUACCCUCUGUGGAGUUGCCCCAGUCCGACCUUGAUGCCCAUGUGGUGCUGUGGAUCCAGCCCAGGCUUCACUCACAGGAAGCACUUCAUUCCCUUGCCCCACUGAUCUUUUUUUUUUUUUUUUUUAAUUCCCAAUUUUCUUCCUCUCCAAAAAACAAGCAAACAAACAAAAAUGUAGCUUAGUUGUCAAGGAAACUUUACCAAUAUGAAAUGCAUGUCUAUAGUUUGUGACUCACUGAUCCGUGCGAAAGGCCAAGAAGCCGUCAGUUUUAAGAUAUUUCUACUAAGCGUUUUUCAGAAGCUGGGGAGAUGAGUCAGCUGACAGAAGAAACACUUUGCAGGCCUGAGGCCCAGCAUUCUCCCUCUUGUACCUAGUAUGACCUCUCUCUCUUUCUCUCUCUCUCUCUGUCUCUCUCUCUCUCUCUCACACACACACACACACACACACACAUAAAAUGCAUUAAAAAAAAAUCAGUCGGGAGUCGGGCGGUAGCACAGUGGGUUAAGCGCACGUGGCGCCAAGCGCAAGGACCAGUGUAAAGAUCCUGGUUCGAGCCCCCGGCUCCCCACUUGCAGGGGAGUCGCUUCACAGGCGGUGAAGCAGGUCUCCAGGUGUCUGUCUUUCUCUCCCCCUCUCUGUCUUCCCCUCCUCUCUCCAUUUCUCUCUGUCCUAUCCAACAACACCGACAGCAAAAAAAAGCAAUAAUAACUACAACAAUGAUAAAAUGAGUCACUUCAAGGCUACUAAACUUGAUUUAAAUAAAAUUGGUGAAUUGGAGCUGGAGAGAUAGCUCAGUGCAUCAGAGCACAAUGGUUUGAUCCCUAGAAGCACCAUAUGCCAGAGCUGACCUCUCUCCCCCCCCUUCUCACUCUCUCUCUCUCUCUCUUUCAUAUACAUGUUUUUAAAAGGCUAGUGAAAAAUAUCAUGGUGGAUAGAAAGUACACCAAAAUUAGCAAAAUGUAAAGGAAAUAAUAUUUCAGUUUUUUUUUUUCUGAAAUGCCAAUGAGCAUAAAAAGAGAUGCCAUUUCCCUGAAAUUUAAUACCUGUAGGAUAUUAGGUAUAUAUCCACGUUCUGGUUUUGGCGUUUUGUUUUUUUCUUUUCUUUUUUAGAUUUCAUUAUCGUUUUAUUGGAGAGAUGUUGAUUUGCAGGGCUGUUGUCCUGAGGGUCAUGUUUUCACAUCUGUCUGACGUGGCUGUAUCAGUUCCUUUGACCGAGUCCUCACCCUCUUAGCCUCUAGAGUCCCAGCCCUCCCUUAGUUCUCCCUCCCCCUUCUGAGUAUCUGUAUCUGCAAUAAACUAGUCCACUGAGGAUUCACCAUGUAUUAUACUUUGUUUUGUUUCUUAGAUUCCAUUUAUGAGAGGAUAAUUCAAUAUUUGUUCUUCUCUUUCUGGAUUUUGUUGUUGUUUUUGGUUUUGUUUUUUUGCCACCAGGGUUAUUGCUGGGACUCAGUGCCUAUAUGACUCCACUGCUCCCACAUUCACAGCAAGCAGACUAUUUCUUUCCCUCCUUCUCUCCCUCCUUCCCUUCCUUCCUUCCUUCCUUCCUUCCUUCCUUCUCUUUCCUUUUGAUAGAAAGUGAGAGACUGAGGGAAAUAGAGAAGGAAGAGAGAGACUUACAGGAGAGAUACCUGGAGCACCACUCCAUCUAUCAUGAAACUUUCCCUUGAGUGUGGGAACCAGAGGCUUGAACCUGGGUCUUUGCACAUGGUGAAGUAUACUCUCUACUAGGUGAGCCAUUACCAUUAACUAGCCAUGACCCCUUCUUCUAUCUUAUUUUGCUCAACAUGAUUCUCUCUACUUCCAUCUAUGUUGUAGGCUAGGAAAGUAUACCAUUGUUUCAUACAAACUUUGUAGCAUUCCAUUGUGUAUAUAAGCCACAACCUCUUUAACCAGUCAUCUGCUUUGGCUAUCUGGCUUGUUUCCAAAUUUUGACCAUUAUAAACAGCAAUGCCGUGAACAUGGGUGUGCAUAGAAUUACUUUGUCACUGUUUCAUUAGGGAAACAUAAUAUAGUUGUUGUCACAUGGGUAUGAUUUUUCAUCUUUUCAGAGAGGUGUUUUUGUGUUCUUUGGAUAGAUGCCUAGGAAAGGAAUUGCUAGGUCACUUGGCAGGGCCAUUAUUAAUGUUUUCACAAAUCUCUAAACUUCCUGCUGUGAUUAUGAAAUUUGCAUUCCCGUCAGCAGUGUAGAAGGGUCCCUUCUGUCCACAUUCUUACCAGUGCUUGUUUAUGUCCUCUUUGAUGUAGGCCAUUCUCACAGGGGUGAGAUGGGAUCUCAUUUUUGUCUUGAUAUGCAUUUCUCUCAAAAUCAGUAAAUUUUGAGCAUUUUAAUAUUCCUGUUAGCCAACUGAAUAUAUCAGUGAAGUCUGUUCAUUUCUCCCCCCCCCAUUUUAAUAGGAUUGCUUUAUUGUUACCUAUUUUGUGAGUUCUUUAUGUAUUAUGGUUUGACACGGCAUAUAAAUAUCUUUUCCCAUUCCAUAGGGUUUCUCUGUUUGGGUGGUUGUGCCUUUUGCUGUGUAAAAGCUUUUCAGUUUGAUGUGAUCCCAAUGUUUUGAUAUUUUCUUUUCUUUUCUUUUUAUUGGACUCAAGUCUCCAAAGACAUUUCCUUACGCCAGUCCUUGAGCUUCAGGCCAAGUGCACCUAACCCGCUGCACUAUCACCCAGCCCUCAAAGAUGUUUCCAAAGCAGAUAUUAUAUUAUUAAAUUAUGUUUGAGAUAAACAGUUUCAAUUCCAUGGGAAAAAUAGUUUUUUUUUCUUAAAUACCUUAGAAACUUUCAACAUUUUUAAAUGAUACAUCCUUAUUCCUUUUAUUGGAAUAAAGAACUCAUUAGAAACAGCCAGCAACUGGUUUUAAUUACAUGUCUUCAGUUUAGAAUUUUUAUUCAAGUGUCCUAAAAAUGGAAGUUCUUUAUUAAUCAAAAUCAUCUCAUUCAGGAAAAAAAUCUCAUGAAGGAAAAUCUUCGAAGCAGCUUCUCCUUUCACUUGGGGGGAAGUGCAGUAGCGUUAUUUUGUUCAUUCUGUUACUGAAUAUGGGAGCAACAUGGAAAUCCAAAGCACGUUAAGUGGAAAGAAACAAAAACAGAUGUAAUAGUUUUAAUCAGUGCACAGGUGAAAGAAAAUAGUUAUUGUCCCAGGAAUAUAAAAUUUAGACAGACAGACAGACACACACACACACGCACACACACACACACACACACACACACACAGAGACACGCACACACUUCUGAAACACUUAACCUAUCAGUUAAUAUCUCCACCUUCUCUAGUAACCAAAAGAUCUUAACUGAGUGAGGCACACAUUUGCUGUAUUUUAUUGUAAUUCAUAUUGGAGACAACUCUUUGGAGGAAUACCUAAAUUUCCUUUUUAAUAAGGAGGCAGAUCAUAAGAUCCCAAAUUAGAGACUUCUUAUUGGUCUUCACAGAAAGAUGUAUUCUGAGCAGCAUAAGCGAAAAAGACUUGUCAGGUCAAGGAGUCAGUGCUCUGCUGAAGUGCCUUUGAUAUAGAUUUGCUUUAUUAGAAGGAUAUAGCAUCUUUCUUGAAUGUGCAUUUUCCUUCUGUCAAAUCAAACAGGUGUGCAGUUUUUUUAAUAGAACUCUAGUGUUUCAAGUUGGAACAAUGAAUUUUGCAUGCAAGCACCCUUUCUCUUUUGUGUACCCUUUUUAUAAUCCUGUGCAUAUUAAUACCUAGUUUAUGUUGGAAUGGAGUUAGAAAGCAGUAGGGUGUCGUACUUCAAUACUUUAAGUGUUUAUUUUCUCACCUUUAGAUAAAAAAAAUGUUUCAUCUCUCUGUUUGAUAAAAGAAUAACCAUGAUGAUAAAGGAUACUGUCAUUCUGGUAUGCCCUUAUUCCUUCUUGUAUAACCAAAAUAAAUAAAUAAUGUAUUCCCAAUGGCUUUAUAGAGCCAUUCUUUUUGUCUCCAAAUAAAACCUUAUCUUUUUUUAAAAAAACAAACAAACAAACAACAAAACCACUGCACAUUCUGUUCUCAACUUGGAAGUAUAGGCAGUUUAUCUUUUCUGAUAAAAAAUGUGUAACUUCUCAUUUGUGAGUAGUCCACAAAAUUCCUGGAAAAAAAAAAAAGCUGAAGCCAUCUACUUUUUCUUAUCCAAGUGAUAAGAAAACUACAAUAUUCGCAAAUUUCAUAGAUUUUUAAAUUGAAAACCGACAGUUUUUUGCAAGUGUAAACUUAGAGAACUUUGCUCACAGAUUGUUACCAUUUGUGGAUCCUUUGUAUUCUUUGGAUAUAUCUUAAAAGCAAAAUUAUCCCUUGAUGAACUAAUGAAGUCAUUUACUAAAGCACAGUUAUAUGUAUUUUUGAAUACAUAUUAUGAUCUCGAGACUUUAUACAAUUCAUUUUAAAACCCAUUUUUAUGUCAUUUAUGCAGUUGUCUAAGGAUUACACCCUUUUAUAAUACACAGUAUACCACAGAGGUCACAAAUGUUGGGGGAAUACAAGUACUUCUUUGCUUGGGCAAUCAUUUCAGAUCACUUUUCAUAUGUUUGAAUCCUCUGGUGUCCAUCCAUGUAGAGUUUUCAAGAUUUGUUAGUCAUAUAUUGUCCCUCAAAACUUCCCAAAUAGGUAAAGAACAAAGUUACAUACUCAUUUAGAGGAAGUUGCUUAUUCCUUUCUCCGUGUACUGGCAUUGCAAAGAAUUCAACUGUGUUGACUGCCAUCUCUUCCCAAUUUUGACUUUUUUUUUUCUAUUUCAAAGUAUUUCUAUAUCUUAAUUCAUCAGAGGAAUCUCACCACUCAGCAAUGUAUUGCCAUUGUUGCUGUAUUUACUGCUCAAAACUGUAACAAUCUGAAAUGUGUAAAAUGUUAAACAUAGACCAUUAAAGAUACUCGAAAGAUGUA